Messenger RNA from Boeremia exigua, 1044 nucleotides. RefSeq names its product phosphatase 2C-like domain-containing protein. The record is from RefSeq and is a predicted model, not a curated record. The coding region runs from base 1 to 1044 and encodes 347 amino acids. The transcript has 4 exons. Gene Ontology annotation, molecular function: protein serine/threonine phosphatase activity; cation binding. NCBI's taxonomy places the organism in Eukaryota, Fungi, Ascomycota, Dothideomycetes, Pleosporales, Didymellaceae. Gene Ontology annotation, biological process: protein dephosphorylation.
AUGCACAAAAUCAGAAGAUCGAUUGACAAGGGCAUGGGAGCGGUUCAAUCGUCGAGAGAUGCAAACAGUGUGCAGAUAAGAGAGGUCGGCACGUCAGUGAUUCAAGGGGAACGGCCUCACCAGGAGGACAGGUUCAUCGCGCUGUCCCCUGGGAGCCUCAAAUCGAAUAAGAGCAUCGCGCUCUUCGCAGUGUUUGACGGGCAUGCGGGUGCAAUUGUGUCUGAUCACCUGAGGGAGAAUCUGGCAGGCUUCAUCGACGAGGCACUUUCUAAGACUUCGAAUCACUCACAAGAGACCUACAAGUCAGCAAUUCAAGAUGCACUCGACCGAGAAGAUGCGAUCGUCGAUCAGGAGAACUGGAGAGACGGCUCCACCCUUGCCCUAGUACUGAUCGACACAUCGCAGAGGAUACUUGUUGAAGCGGACCUAGGCGAUUCCCACAUGGUAUUUGCCGAACACACCAGACGCAACAAGAAGGAAGAAAACAAGCUCAACAAGCUGGAUCAUGCAUUGAGGGCCCAUCAUCUCGCUAAGGGCAAGGACGCAUGGAGUAUCAAGCGACUUUCCGUACCUCACGAUCCCAAAAGCCCAAGCGAGAGGAGGAGAAUUGAAGACGCUGGAGGUGAGGUGAAGUUCGAUACGGGCGCUGCCCGGGUUGGUGCUCUGGCAAUGACUCGUGCAGUAGGCGACACCGAGUUGAAGUUGCCAAGGGUCAACAACCUAGCUGGUCAUAACUUGACAGAUCUGGAUGGUGUCGAAACGGGCCUCAGACCGGGUGAGAAAGCGUCUGCAGAUCUUGUCACGAACAAGGCGCAUUUUAGCGUGCAGCAUCUUAAGGGUGAGAGCCUGGUUUUCCUUUCUACAGAUGGUAUCGGUGAGGAGAAGGAUGCAGAACUAGCGGCUCGGACUGCGACCGAAUGGAAGCGUGAAGGGUGGUCAGCGCAGCGGAUCGCAAAUGAGCUGACGAAGCGAGCUGGAAAGACGAAAGAUUCCGACAACUGUACCGUCAUCGUUGUAAGCCUGGAGGCACCAGACGGUGAAUAG